Molecule: messenger RNA, 2507 nt
Organism: Carya illinoinensis
Lineage: Eukaryota; Viridiplantae; Streptophyta; Magnoliopsida; Fagales; Juglandaceae
Exons: 4
Coding region: 1684-2388 (234 amino acids)
Cellular component (GO): nucleoplasm; mitochondrion
Molecular function (GO): cadherin binding
Source: RefSeq, a predicted model, not a curated record
CAUAGGAGAUGCCUCGUGAUUUGUCACGGUCAAGAUCUCCUUCAUAUAAGCGAAGGUAUUCACCAUCUUAUGCGACACAGAGGUAUAACAGGAGAAGUCGAAGAGAUAGAAGCCGGUCUCCAUAUUCAUCCUAUUCUCAUAGCAGGUGAUCCCGCUUAUAGUCCCACUUUCUUGUAGUGAUUUUUAGAUUGUUUGCAAGAACUUUGUAAGAAUUUUGGGGAGUCUUAUCGUCAAUGCACUUUGGAUUUACAAAAUGUGUUGAUCUGUACCCAUUUUUUCCUUCCAUGUUGAAUUUUGAGUGUUUCUUUAUCUCUAUAAUAUCAAGCCUAUUUCGUUUGGAUAGAAAGGAAAAUCCUUAUUUUUUGAAUAUAUUUUUUUUAUCAGAAAAAAACUUAAAAAUGGUGGUUUGAUUUCGUACACGCGUAAUUUGAGGUGCUUGUGCAUUCACAAAUAGGGAAAUAAAGAAUAGUUGAAAGAGUCGAAUUUUUUAAUUAGUCAAAUGUGACCGACUAUACAAAGAAGAGUUGAAUUGCUAGUUGAGCUAUAAUACUUUAGACAAACGUGCCAUAAUAUGAACGUGAAUGCAAUGAAUUUGUGUUGUUCAGGGUCACCUAGUGAGAGAAAUAUGGAAUAUAUAUUUUUUUAGUAAAAAUAUUAUAUAUAUCAAAAAGAGUAACCAAGUACAUUGAACGUAUACAAGAAAACACCUAACCCAUAUUAAUGAGCCCCUAAUGACCCAAAAAAGCCCGUGAAAAACAACCCAAAAUACCGAAAUAUGGAAAUGUAUAUAAAAAAAAUAGAAAUGCUUUAGCCAUAAAGAGAUCCCACAAAAGUAAUUCUACAAAUUGGCGUAGCUUGAUGUAAUAUGAUAGAUUGUAAAACUAUUUUUAUUGUAGGGUAGAUCUAACGUAUCAUAUGAAGUUAUGUCAGAAUGUUGAUUUAUUUUUGUGGGAUUUCUUUGUGGUUGUAACACUUCUCAUAAAAAAAAGAAAGCAUUCCCUCCCCUUGUUUUGACUUUGUUUGGACUAAUAGAAAUGUUGGAAUCUGAUUGUUUCUGUCAGAGAAUGUGGAAAUCUAUCAAAAUUUGUGACAAAAGGAUUAAAAAAUUGGAGUCCGCGACUUUAUGUGGGCUACUAAUGGAACAUGAGUAUUUUCUAGUUUUGCCCGCCAGAUUUUUAUUCUGUAAUUCCUUCUUUUGUUUUUAUUUACAUGUGGUAGUAGAAGCAUAUGGAUAUUGAUAUUGUCUAUCUUGGUAUUUCAUAACUUCUUGCUGUUUGGAGAAUAUUCUGUUUUCAUGAGCCCUUCAUGAUCUGUACACAUAUAUCGAUGAUGGCCAUGCUAUUUUUGAAGCAUGUUGCUCGAUUAUGGUUAAACAACUUGUUAUUAUGUUGCUGGGUUUGUAAGCACUUGUUGAGAGCAUUACCUUUUGGGAAGUUACCUUGUGUGUGAACAUCCUACAAAAGAAGUGAAAUAAAUAAUUGGAGCAAAAUAUUAAGAGUGGUUUGAGGAUUGAAUAAAAUGCAUGCUCUUCAUGGUAAAAUUAAAAGAAAAGAACUUUCUUCCCACUGUUUGGGAAGUGAGCAGGUGAUGGGUGCAAUUGGUUGUCCUUUUGUUGCUCGAUUGUGACAUUUCCUUCUUCAUGUGAUGAAAGAUGCAGCUCACAGAGGUUAUUCUUAACAGUGUAUGAGAAGAAAAAGUCGUUCUAUUUCCCCAAAACACCGCAGAAAUCAUUCACAUUCUAGACGUCAUAAAAGUCGUUCACCAACUCCGAGACAUUCUAAGAGGAAAAGGAGUAGAAGUUCCUCCUUGUCUCCUAUUCAUAAAUCUUCAAGUUCAAGUCUUGGGUCCAUUGAGCGGAAAAAUGCAAGUGAAAAAUUGAGAUUAGAAGAAGAGAAGAAAAGGCGACAGCAGGAAGCAGAGUUGAAACUAAUAGAAGAAGAGACUAAAAGAAGAGUGGAAGAAGAAAUUCAGAGGAAAGUGGAAGAGAGCGUAAACUCUGUGGAAAUUAAACUGGAAAUACAGAGGCGGUUGGAGGAGGGGCGGAAGAAAGUUUACAAUGAAGUAGCAGCUCAACUUGAGAAAGAAAAGGAAGCUGCUGUAGUUGAGGCUGGACAAAGAGAGGAAAAGGCUCAAAAAGAGAGAGAAGAGCUGGAAAGGAUGUUGGAGGAGAACCGGAGGAGGGUACAAGAAGCUCAGAGAAGGGAAGCUCUAGAGCAGCAGCAGCGAGAGGAGGAGCGGUACCAGGAGUUAGAAGAGAUGCAAAGACAAAAAGAAGAGGCUAUGCGGAGAAAGAAACUGCAAGAAGACGAAGAACGGUUAAACCAGGUGAAAUUGCUGGGCAAGAACAAAUCCCGCCCGAAAGUGUCGUUUGCGCUUGGCUCAAAGUGAACACUAGGAAUUGGUAUAUUAAUGGGUUUCCAAGCAUACGUGCUGGACUUAAAUAGCAUGUUCACAUUUGUAAUUCGUGAUAUAUUCGUGCUUUUUAAUGAAGUCUUUCGUGUGAUUAA